GAAAUCUACAAAAUUUAUAUUUCUUAAAAUAAAUCUACAAAAUAGAUUGUAAAAAGAGGUGAAAUCUACAAAACGGAACACCCCCUAUCCUUUCCGAUUUAGUGAUUCAGACAUAACAUACAUUUAAACUAAGUGGAAAUAUUUGACUAUGUUUAAUGAAUGUAAGGUGGAAAAUGAGACGGAUGCUGGCCGAUCUAUCAGAUUCAAUAACUCGUCUGGACCCUGCAAAUAAAUUAUUUCAGAUAUAUUUUUCAAGUGUUAGCUGCGGUUGAUUUGAUGUACCGAACAGUCCGCCGGGCUAUGACGUAAGAAUUUUGUACAGUACAUGCUAUACGAAGUAAUCACAGGGCAAUCCACCGCACUGUAAACUACGCCUUAUUUGGAGUACCGGGCCAACCUUCAAGCAACAAGAGAAUUUUUCAAAAAAGGACGAGUUCACCUGAUAAAUAGUCCCCUUCUAGUGAGAUUAAUGGCCCAGUCGACAGUAUGUCUGAAACAGUAGUUCCUACAAUAGCUGUAGAUCCUGUUGAGGAAACAGGAGAGGAGGUGGGAGAGGAAACAGGAGUUGCUGAUCAGAUCUGUAAUACAAGCAACAGGGUGGAGCUGUUUCUAAAGGACGGCGCCGGAAAGAUUCCAGGAGUUUGUUUGAGUAAACGACGUGGAUUCUCUAGGAAACCAUCCUCAUGGAGACAUCCUGGGGGGACAGUGUCAGAGACAGAGGAAACAGAUUUUAG
Messenger RNA from Eurytemora carolleeae, 734 nucleotides. Its product is annotated as chromatin assembly factor 1 subunit A. The record is from RefSeq and is a predicted model, not a curated record. Lineage: Eukaryota; Metazoa; Arthropoda; Copepoda; Calanoida; Temoridae.